This is a messenger RNA of Carcharodon carcharias (great white shark), 2655 nucleotides long. RefSeq names its product glomulin, FKBP associated protein a (gene glmna). The record is from RefSeq and is a predicted model, not a curated record. The coding region runs from base 95 to 1915 and encodes 606 amino acids. Gene Ontology annotation, molecular function: ubiquitin-protein transferase inhibitor activity. Lineage: Eukaryota; Metazoa; Chordata; Chondrichthyes; Lamniformes; Lamnidae. The transcript is spliced from 19 exons. Gene Ontology annotation, cellular component: cytoplasm.
GAGCGUAAUGUUGCGUGAGAAUGCGCGCGCAGGAGAGGUGGUGUUGCGCAGCUGCGCUGAGGAGUUCUAAGUGCUAGUAGAAAACAGCAGCUAAAUGGCUUUAGAAGAACUGGAAGGAGUAAUUGAGCGAUGUCGAGGCCUACCCGAAACAGAGUUUAAAGAAGAAGAUCACGGUAUAUUUCAAGCAGCAGCCUGUCAAUGCCUGGAAGAAGGGCAUGCAGCUAAACUUUUGGAAAUUCUACAAGAUGAAAAAAACAAGGACUUUGUUAUCUGCAUGGGCUGGAAUUUUAUUGGCCCUAUUGUCAGUUGUGCUUUGAAAGACAAACAAGUAACUGAGUACAGGGACAACUGCUUAAAAAUACUAGACCAUGUAGUACAGAUAAGCAACCCAAAGGAACUCCUGGUGGGUUUACUUGAACAGAUUGAGGAAGCUUUUGGAAAUAACAUAUCUAAAACGAUCUUAUUGCUCCUGCAGCCACUUCAGACAGUGCUUAUAAAAAUGAAACAUAAAAAAGCAUAUUCUGUCGGACUGUCUCUUGCAACCAUUCAAAGCCAACUCUCCCAACUACCUGUACCUUAUACUAAUGAGCAACGUAAGCAGGAUGAAUAUGAGCUUUGCAAGUGUUGUAUGGCUGUUAUCUCUUUUAUUAAACCUUUUGUGGAUGAAGUGAAUCAAGCAACAAAAUCUAAGAGAAACCCUUCCUGUAAUGAGCUAAAGGAGGAACUUCUGAAAUUUUGCAUGAAAAGUUUGGAAUACCCACUGCUGACAGCACAGUUACAUCCAUUAACUGGAGAGAUUGAGGACAAUUCAUUAAGAACUUUUGCUACUGAAAUUCUGGUUUACCUGUUAGCAAUGGGCGAGACGCUUCCUGUGUUGAUGGUUCAUCAGUUGCUACAGUCCAGAAAGACAUUGCGAGAGACUAACCCUCUGAAAGAAGAUGUAAAAUACCCCACAAAUUCACUGGCAAGCUUGGCAUAUCUCUUAUUUGUUCAGCAUAUCGGCAUUGACCAAUUUCCAGCUGUUUACAGCCCUGGAUACUUCCUUCUAUUUAACAUGGAAUACAUUGCUGCACUAAUAAGUAGGACUGAAGAGUCUGUUUUGUCCAAAGGAUUGGAAUUGUUUGAACAUUGUUUAUUAAUGAUUGAAGAUAAUAAUCUUUCUCACAAGUAUUUGGAAAUGAAGAAUAUUCUGAGUGUUCCUCAGGAUUUAGUGAAGGUGAUGACACUUUGUCCCAUUGAGCAUUUGCGGAAAACGAGUCUAAAGAUAUUUCAGCAGUACACAGACAAAUUUGAUUCAGAAGGAAAAUACAAAUUAUUUAGAUGCCUGUUAAAAACUAGCCAACAUGCUGGGGUACAAGGUUACAUUAUACAAAAUCUUAAAAAUCAGGUUGAUCUAGCAUUGAAGCCUGGCAAUAAAAAUGUGUGGUUCUCAGGCCCACAAUUGAUGCCUCUUCUUCAUUCAGUCCUUUCACUCCCUGAAGGAGCAGAAACAGACUUGCUUCAAAACUCAGAUAGGGUCAUGGCAUCACUGAAUCUUCUAAGGUACCUUGUGAUCAGGGAUAAUGAGUGGGAAAAUCAAACUGGAUUAUGGACUGAUCUUUUUUGGAUUGAAAGCUUCCUGAAGCCACUGCGCACUGGUUUGAAUAUGUCUAGGGCUCAUUAUGAAGCAGAAAUGAGGGCCAAAAGAGAGAACCAGAAAAUCAAAGAUGCCCCUAAUCGUGAAACACAGUGUUCCUUGACGGUUGGCGGUAAAAAGCUCCCAAAAAUGACCACGGCUAUGGAGUUGGAGGUUCUGCAGUCGGCUAUCUACACAUUUGACGUAAUGGAAAGUGUACAGGCACGAAUAGAAGAACUGAUUGAGCCAAAGAUGAAAUCCAGGGCGGGGGAUAAAAACGUGGCCAGUGAAGCUUCAUAGAUUUCCUCAGGAAAAGUGUGAAAAUUCUGUAAAUAUAACUUUUGACCUUGUAGUCUACACUACUAUAUUUACUACAGAGAUUCACUUUGUAUGCUAUUGUUCAAAUCAGCCUUUUUACAGGAUAAUUUCAAAUAUUUUCAUGAGGCACCCAUUGUACUGAAAUUCUGUAAUGAGAUUACCCAAAAGAGGUGAUAUUGUAUAGAUUUACUUAAAUUUUACCACGAAUUUCAGUUUGUGUGCUACUGCUUAAGUUUCAAAUGAUAACAGCAUAUACUCUGCAGGGAGUUGAGAAUCAGUGGCAACACAAUAAUCGUCAACAAGAGUCACACCAAACUUCUUAAAAAUCCCAUUUGAUAGAUAUGUGGUGUGGUGCUACCCUAACAAAUUGGUAGAGACAGGAGAGCAAAAUAUCUUUCCAAUUAUUGUUGAAUUUACUAAGAAAACGUAUUGGCCCAGACUGUGGUCAGCGGCAAGGUGACAGAGCUUGAGGAAAGCUGCCCACAUCGAUCUAGCACUCUGUGAUGUGAAUUGCCCCUUCCCAGCGUCAGGAUAUUUAUAGUGAUACUAAUAAUGUAAAAGGGUGAGUUUAUUUCUGUGUUUAACUGCAUUUGUGUGCACUCUAGAAGUUGCUGUCAGAGGAGUAAUGAUAGCAAACACUGACAGUUUCCUUUCCAUUCCUACUGCAAAAUCCAGGCUGUUAUGUAUCCUAUAAUUAAAAUAAAACUCAAUUAUUCUGGUAA